UGGCGAAGACGUCAAACAAUCAGACAAAAACAAAGCCAGUUGAACGCUUUUUUCUUUAAUCACUCUGCUUCUGCUGCAAUCACUGUUUACAGCAAACAAAAUAAGAUGACCGAACGUUUGGAAAAAAAUGUACGCAAAGUUGUCCUCAUCACAGGAUCGAGUUCGGGGAUUGGUGCGGCAGCGGCAAUCCAGUUUGCAACUUUAGGCUACCGGAUGUCUUUGUUCGCCAUGAAUGUACCGGUGGACGAAGCUGGACUGGCCGACACAAAAGAUCGAUGCCUGAAAGCCAAUCCUGAACUCACCUCAGAUGACAUCCUAACGAUGACUGGCGAUUUGACUGUAGAGAAAGAUUGCCACCUGUACAUCGAGAAAACGUUCGAAACUUUCAAGAGAAUUGACGUCCUGGUGGCCAACGCGGGAAUCGUCAGCGGCAGUCGACUGGAAAACCUGAAAAUGGAAGACUUUGACAAAGUGAUGAAUAUCAACUGUCGAGUGGUUGUCCUAAUGAAUAAAUUGGUCAUCCCUUAUCUGGCCGAAACCAAAGGAAAUAUUGUCAACGUAUCUAGCGUGGCCGGAUUGCGUGCGUGUAACGAUAUGAUUGCGUACUGUAUGAGUAAAGCUGCCGUUGCCCAAUUAACUCGUUGCGCCGCUUCCGAAUUGGCUUCCAAAGGAAUUCGGGUCAACGCCGUUUGUCCGGGCCUUAUCGACUCCACCAGGAUCUUUCAAAACGCCGGAUUCUCGACCGAGUUCCACGACUUGAUGAUAGAACGCGUGAAAUCCUCCCACCCUCUCGGUCGAGCCGGAACCCCGGAAGAAGUUGCCAAAUCCAUCGCUUUUCUGGCCUCCGAAGAACAGGCUUCAUUCAUGACUGGAGUCACUUUGCCAAUUGAUGGGGGACGUUGUGUCUCGUCAUAAUGUUAGCAACAUUUUUGUUAAAAUAACAAUGCGAAUGGACACGCUAAAAAUUUUUAAAGAUUCCGCUUUAAUUAUAGCCUCGUUGAUUAUAAGAAUGUUUAGUCGGAUGCUGGCAUCAAAUUCUUUUCAAAAGAUUUUGAUUCUAAAACUCGGGUUCGUAGUUCGUUACUCUAUUACUAGCCAAUUAACAACGGAAGCUGUUUCUUCAUUUUAAAACUUCUAAUAUACCAGGACAACAUA
Daphnia pulex (common water flea) is the source of this 1155-nucleotide messenger RNA. RefSeq lists its product as uncharacterized. Gene Ontology annotation, molecular function: oxidoreductase activity. The record is from RefSeq and is a predicted model, not a curated record. NCBI's taxonomy places the organism in Eukaryota, Metazoa, Arthropoda, Branchiopoda, Diplostraca, Daphniidae. Bases 106 to 915 code for a protein of 269 amino acids. The transcript has 4 exons.